AUUAUCAUCUUACAAACAUAGCGCAUUAGCGCACAGGCCGGGAAGCUGGGGCAGUUGGAGCGCUUCCGGCCCCGGUGUGUCACUGCUGCGGAGUAAACAGGUUCGGAUUCCACUCGGCAGGCAGCGGCAGGGGCUCAGGGCUGCAGCCCAUUCACGGGAUUUAUUGGCCUAAGAAAAUAAAGGAAACUCCACAAAAGAAUCAGAGCCAUGACUGGCUGAUCUAGAACACACACACCCUGGACAGCAGGUAAUUUCAUGCUCUUAAAAUGGGGCCUAAAGUGGUCGUAUUCGACAUUUCUGUCAUCAGAGCCUUGUGGGAAACUCGUGUCAAGAAGCACAAAGCCUGGCAGAAGCAGGAGGCAGAAAGGCUCGAGAAAAGCGCAUUGGAAAAGAUAAAGGAGGAGUGGAGCUUCGUGGCCGAGUGCAGAAGGAAGGGCAUCCCCCAGGCUGUGUACUGCAAGAAUGGCUUCAUAGACACCAGCGUGAGGCUUCUGGACAAGAUUGAAAGGAACUCCCUCGCAAAGCAGAGUGCAGUUUCCAAGGAGAGAGACAAACGGAGCAGUGAGUUUGUGUUUGAACUUACGGGGGAGCACUGGAAGGAGCUCCCAGAUUCCUUGAAGGAGCAGACGCACCUGAAAGAAUGGCACAUAAGCAAUACCCUGAUUCAGAUCAUUCCUAAGUAUAUCGAGCUGUUUCAAGCCAUGAGGGUUCUGGAUCUGCCAAAAAACCAAAUCUCCUGUCUUCCAGCUGAAAUUGGUCGUUUGAAGAACCUGAAGGAACUCAAUGUACGUUUCAACCGUCUGAAGAGCAUUCCUCCAGAACUGGGAGACUGUGAAAAUCUAGAGAAACUGGAUUGUUUUGGAAAUCUAGAAUUAACUGAGCUCCCCUUUGAAUUAAGUAAUUUGAAGCAAGUUUCAUUCAUAGAUAUCUCAGCAAACAAGUUUUCCAGUGUCCCGAUCUGUGUCCUGCGGAUGUCUAAUUUGCAGUGGUUGGAUAUCAGCAACAAUAACCUGAAUGACCUGCCACAAGACAUAGACAGGCUACAAGAACUGCAGACCUUGCUCCUGUAUAAGAACAAGCUGACCUAUCUUCCCUUUGCCUUGCUUAACUUAAAGAAGCUCACCUUGUUAGUCGUCAGCGGGGACCACUUGGUGGAGCUCCCGACAGCCCUUUGUGACUCAUCCACACCUUUAAAAUUUGUAAGUCUUAUGGACAAUCCUAUUGAGAAUACCCAGUGUCAAGAUGGUAAUGAAACGAUGGAAAGUGAACAAGAUCGCCAACAUUUUGAUAAAGAAUUUAUGAAAGCCUAUAUUGAAGAUCUUAAAGAAAGAGAAUCUGUUCCCAGCUACACCACUAAAGUAUCUUUCAGCCUUCAGCUUUGAUGCCAUCCAUCAGAAGACUACAGAAUUUUCCUGACCUGCGGAGCUGUAAAUCUUCCUGUUGUGGGUCAUGUCAUAGAGGAAUAAUGGCUUGUGCUUAAAGACAAAGUCUAGAAACCACGGUCAUAGUUGUUAGGAAAGAUGAUAUUCAAAUUUCAAAUAUGUGAGUACCUCUCUCUGUGGACUGGAGAAUUGAUAAAUGGGUUUAUAUAUUGAUAUUUAAAGGUUCAUUUGCAUACACUUGUUUCCGAAUAAUGCACAUUUAAUAUUUUAGAAAAUGUGUUAUUUUUUAAAAAUUAUCACGUAAAGACCAAAUUUUGAAGUUGAUUGCAUUGUUUUCAGGAAUCUGAAGAUAAAGGGAUGGUGAGAAGAAUAUUUAUACUGGACUAGUCAGAUGAGACUUUAUUUUAUUUUGUUAUUUUGAAAGAGUUUUAAUGCAUUAUUUCUUUUACUGAGGACAGUUUUCCUUGGGUUUAUACAAAUGCCUAUUUUCAUGUUUUAAGUUAUAUUUUACAAGUGUAGGCUUUUAGGAAAGACUUUAGGUAUAAUCUGGACCUUGAAGGCAGAAAGAAGGGCUGGAUUGUCUGUCCAGGCAUGGGGCUUAGAUGGUGUGCUGGUGGCCCUAGUGGAGUAAGUGUGGGCCUGGCUGGUCCUGGGAAGCCUUGCGUGGCCUGCAUGGGUGGUCAGCCUGCCUUGAGUGGGCCCUUUGGGGGUCCUGGGAGGCCUUGCGUGGCCUGCAUGGAUGGUCAGCCUGCCUUGAGUGGGCCCCUUGGGGGUCCUGGGUCGCCUGCCAGAGCACAGAGCAGAGGCCUUGCCUCCAGGGACCUGUCCUCCAAGGUGGCCAUAUAAGUAGUGGGAAUGACUAGCCCACACUGAUGAGGAGUUCCUAGCAAGGCUUCCCUGCAGGUACCACAGGAGAACUCUGCCUGUGGCCAAGACGCUGCGGUCCAGAGGGAGCUCAGGAGACUGGGUUUACAUUGGCAAAGAAGGUAUUCAUUACAGGGCUUUGAACUUUGAUAUCACAUUGUAGGAUUUGGAGAAAUUGUACAAAUAUCUAUUUUUAUUCUAUUAUCUUGGGCUAAAAUAAACAGGAUUGUGAAUGUGUUGAAGCUAAGUUUAAACAAGUAGCUUUUGUGACUAAGACGGAAAAAAUGCAUAUCUUCACAUAUAUUUAUAUAUGAAUCGACUCCUAUAUGGUCUAGCCCAGUGCUGUCCAGUAGAACUUUAUGCAGUGAAGGAAAUGUUCUGCACCUGUGCUGUCUAAUUUAGUAACCAUCAGAUGCAUGUGCUUCUUGAGCUCUUGAACAGUGUCUGGUGUGACUGAAGAACUAAAUUUUUAAUUACAUUUAAAUUUAAAUAGCCAAAUGUAGCUACCAUAUUGUACAACAGGGUCGAGCCAUUUGGGUUUUUCAGAAGUUAAUCUGGUCUAGAAAUGAACAGUGAUUUUCAUUUUCUUAUCUGAAGAACCAGUCUACCCCCAGAGGGGUUAAUACUGACACCCAAUAUUUUGUCUUAAUAGGUUUAAUCAUAACUAAAUAUUUUAUCCUCAACAGACAUAAAGCAGGCAGAACAGUCUAAAGCCACAUAGUAACGCUUCAGUAGAGUACUGCUUCAACUUAAAGACAAACUCUGAGAAGUAGGUUAAGAGAUGGAAAGAGUAGGAAAAUGAGAAAUCACUUUAACUGAACCUCAAACAAUUGUAUUUUUCUUUAUAACACUUUACAAAUAUAAUGCAGAUUUAUUAGUUGUACUACGUGAAUGAUUUUGGAAUUUUAUUUCAUGCUACAGUAUAUGUUACAUACAGCCAAAUGGAAAAUAUAUCUGAAAAGGGAGGAAAUGAGGGCUUUCACAUAAAUUGACUGUCCAUAACUCAUGUAAAAUUUAUUUCAAUAAAACCAGUCUUUUGUGCAAAAA
Molecule: messenger RNA, 3293 nt
Organism: Balaenoptera ricei (Rice's whale)
Lineage: Eukaryota; Metazoa; Chordata; Mammalia; Artiodactyla; Balaenopteridae
Gene: LRRC2
Product: leucine rich repeat containing 2
Exons: 10
Coding region: 267-1382 (371 amino acids)
Molecular function (GO): protein binding
Source: RefSeq, a predicted model, not a curated record